CUCCUCCGCUCAGCGAACAGAAGCACGCCACUCUUCUCUCACCGCGAUCCAGAUCGACCGCCAUGGCUCCCAGCUCCCCUGCUCCUCGCUGCCGGCAGGCGUCCCUCUUCCGCCUUAAACUCCCGUACCAGCGGCUCCCCGGUGCCCCUCACAUCGGACCCAGCCCACCCCCUCUCUCGCCCGCGCAGCACCAGCAGCAGCCAUGGAUCUGCUGCCGCAGGCGUCGGAGGCGCAGGCCGAUGGUAGCGCGGUGGCAGGGCGGGGAUGCGUGCAGCCCUCUCCCUCGCCUUCAAGAGAAAGUAAAGGAUAUGCACUUGAUGGAGAAGGUAGCAGGGUUAUUAGCAGAAUCAAAUGGUAGAAAGAAAAAUAUGGCAUGAACUCAAUAUGCAAAUCUUUGCGUCAAGAGGAUGGUCAGAUAAGAAUGUAGCAUCACAAAAGAUUUCUGGGCUGACUAGAAAACCACCACCUCUUGGUUUGUUCAUUUCCACUGUCUUCUUCAUAAUAUGCAGUAGUUACUUUCACUUGGCAAGUUUCGUGUCUUUUUCGAGAAGAGUUUGGCAUGCCUGAACCGAGUAAAAAAUCGAACAUUACUACUCCUAAGUUGCCUGAAACGAGUAGUAGCAUAGCUGCUUAAAGCCUCAAACAGGAAAAUCUCUGUUACCAGACAGGAACGCCAUAUGACAUCAUGAACUACGUAGAAAAAACUCUGUAGCUGCCAGAAUAGUUGCCUCGCGUACUUUACUCUAAAAUAUUUCUGAUAAGCCUGUGAACCUAUUUUAAAUCCACUAGCUUACUGUUGUACAACGAACAUAGAGCCAUAAUUCUGCUCACAAUUUUAUUCAUGUAGCAGUUCAGUAACAACUGACAGUAUAUGGUGACAAAUUUAAGAAGUUCAACAACUGACAGUACCCUAGAAUCAAUGGAAUGUACUCCUUAGCAUUCACACUCUAGAAAUGGAGUACUGAAUUUACAUGGGUACUGAAUUCAAUGUGCAUGAACUUGAAUUUCUUGAUCUGCAUUGUUUGCUUAACCGCUGCUGCACUUGUUCUUCAGGGAGCAUGCCAAGACGGCAGGGAGGAUGUCGAGGACAGCAGCGAGCUUGGAGUCAAGGUCGCGAAAGGAGGCGGUGAGGUGGGCGCACCAGAGCAGCGCCCACGGGCGGGUGCAACAUAUAGAUCACGGAAGUAGAGGAGCAGGGGAGCAGUGCACAGCAGAGCGGCUGGAUCCAUAGAUCCGGCUGGAACUUACUGGCUUUUAGUAUACACAAUUUUCCUUUCUUCAAAGGAUAUCACAUAGUUGUAAGAAACUGUAAAAAAUAUUAUGACGGAACAACUUGUUUCCUUUAACUUCAUUCGCGUCAGCAAAAUUGUCACUUA
Lolium rigidum is the source of this 1376-nucleotide messenger RNA. RefSeq lists its product as uncharacterized. The record is from RefSeq and is a predicted model, not a curated record. Lineage: Eukaryota; Viridiplantae; Streptophyta; Magnoliopsida; Poales; Poaceae. The transcript has 3 exons. The coding region runs from base 63 to 377 and encodes 104 amino acids.